Messenger RNA from Ectocarpus sp. CCAP 1310/34, 1523 nucleotides. NCBI's taxonomy places the organism in Eukaryota, Phaeophyceae, Ectocarpales, Ectocarpaceae. The record is from the annotation of a GenBank genome assembly.
CGCGCUUUGACAACGUCCCUCCUUACACAGUCACGUGAUACGUGCCGCCAUCGGCCGUUCGUGUUUUUUGUUGUUGGUGUUUUGUCAGGACGCGUUUGCAUCGCUUGAGCUGGCCCUGCUGAAAAUGCACAGGGGUCCCGCUUUCGAGCUGCCGUCGGUGUGGGCGGCCAAACCAAACCCUCCGAAGGAAAGCCUUUUCGAGUCCUUGGAACGCCGCGAGCCAACGAGGGCGCUACGGUGCAAGGUCAGCGGCGACCUGGAAGCUAGGGGCUCGGCGGAGCACCCCCCGGGGACACCGCUGUGGUCCGUCUUCAACUGCGGCUACCGCCGGGAGCAGGACGCGGUUUGGGCGGCGACUCGUUUCGGGCACACGGACCGAGAAGCAACGAGCCAGGAGCAAUCAUCCUCGUCGGUGACGGUCCAAUCGAACGGCAAAGACGGCGUCUCCCCUACCCCGGCCACCGCCGACCCUACAGCCGUGGCCGCUCCGGGAGGCCAAGCGCGAACGGCGCCGGCGGUGACGGUCGACGCCGCCCACUUCCCCACCGCCGGAGGCAUGCUGAGGGAUGCUCUCGGCUCGCUGGCGCCGGCCGGGUCGCCGCCACCACCCCCGUCGCUGCUGUGGGUGGACCUCCCGUGCGACCCGCCGAAUGACUUCGACGGCGACGGCGGGGACAGGCAAUGGAGCUCGCUGGCCGAGGUGGACCGCGCGGUGUCCCAGCUGUACGACAAGAUGGCUGAGGGGACGCUCCUGGUAGUGGUGUGUCAGGGCGCCCUCACCUCCAUGGUGAACCUGGCGGCGAAAAGGAUCAAGAGCAAGUGGGACGCCACCAGCAAGGAGAGGAUGGACACCAUUGCCGGGAAGAAGAGAGAUCAUUCGCAGCUUUCGACGUUCGACCGUCGGGACGAGGACGACCUCAUGACGGCCACCAGCGAGUGCCUCAACGGGAUGUGCUUUCUCGCGUCCAAGUAGAGGUAGGGGGACAGAACAGAACAGAUCUUGUGAGGCUGCCGAGGGAUGUCUUUGUGUUGCGUACUCGCACCAGGCCCGGGGCUGCCUCGCGGUGCGUGAAGUCGUAGGUGGAGACGUUCUUUUUCUAAUCGGCAGUCUAUUUCUUCCCAUUCAGUCUCCACGCUGAUAACUGUGUCAUGGUUGUGAAGGCUUACGUGAGCACAGAGGUACGCUAGUUACCCGCAGGUCUGCAUGCAGCAGACUGAUGUACUGUGCUUCCGGGCGGAGGCGGUUGUUCCGUUUCAAGGAUGGACAGCGAGAUACGUACUUUAUGAGAUGUCGAGGGACCGUUGAAUCGGAUUUAGUUCGCCUUGUCGCGCACUACAUAAAGCAGAUAAUCUCUUUGUUGGUCUCGAAAAAAAGCGCUGUAAUAGUUGAUGGUUAGAUUUAGACGUCCCGCGGAGGGCUGCCCACCACUUUGGGGGUGAAGAACGGUUGAUCCAGCAGUCUUUUCCAAACGUUUCCCCUAGUUGAAAAUUGGGAUUUAGCCAGCACAAUCCCGCACAAAAGC